AGGACGAAGGACAACGGAUUCAUUUCUCUAUCAUUUCUUGUUUUGAUUCUUUUUAUAGAACCUACGUGAUCUCUUUUAAUUUCCCAUUAUCACUAUUUUGGCUCCAAAAUGGGAAGAUACGGUUGGCUAACGGCGCUAUGUCGGCGGCAUUUGCUAUCAUCUACGGCUGUAGAACCGGCGGUCGCUGGGGAAGAUUGCCACCGGAAAAUCUCUACAUUGCGCCGAGACUUUUUUCGUGAUCGAUUUUUGCACAGUUAUAGUUUUGCUUUCGGGAAAAGCACUCGUUUUGGGAAAACUGAAAUGCAGUUGAUGAAGUGCAGAUGUAUUUACUCUACAGGAAUUUGCAAUGCUAAGGAAUCAAGUUACUAUGAAAUUCUUGGCGUUCCUGAAAAUGCUAGCCAAGAUGAGAUUAAAAAGGCUUUUCGUUCGCUUGCCAAGAAGUACCAUCCAGAUGCGAAUAAGAAUAAUCCUUCCACAAAGAGGAAAUUUCAAGACAUAAGGGAGGCCUAUGAGAUAUUGAAAGAUUCUGAGAAGAGGGCAGAAUAUGAUAGGAGGCAUGCUAGAAGUUCAGAGAAGGUAGAGUAUGGUGCAUAUCAUGCAGAUUGGUUUGGAUAUGGUGCUGAUGAUGCAGAAAAGUUUAGAUAUGGUGCUGGAAAUGCAGGGGGAUUUUCAUAUUCUUAUCGAACUAAUUUCUCUGAUUCAUUCCAAAAAAUAUUCUCUGAGAUCUUUGAAGAUGAGACCAAUCAGUUUGCAUCUGACAUUCAGGUGGAGGUACUACUCUCUUUUACUGAAGCUGCAAGGGGAUGCACGAAGAACCUGUCUUUUGAUGCAUAUGUUCCUUGUGAUUCAUGUGAUGGACGUGGCUUUCCAGUUGAUGCCAAAACAAGAGUUUGCCCAACUUGCAGAGGCAUAGGAAAAAUUACAAUUCCUCCAUUUACGUCAACAUGCAGCGCAUGUAAAGGGUCAGGCCAAAUCAUUGAGGAUUACUGUAUGUCAUGCGGAGGAUCAGGUGUGGUUGAAGGUGUUAAGGAAGUUAAAGUUACAAUACCAGCAGGUGUUGAUUCUGGGGAUACAAUCCGUGUGCCAGAAGCUGGUAAUACUGGCGGACGAGGACGUCAACCUGGCAACUUAUUCAUUAAUCUUAAGGUUGCUGAUGAUCCUGUCUUUACUAGGGAUGGAACAGAUGUCUACGUGGAUGCUAAUAUUAGCUUUACCCAAGCCAUCCUUGGUGGUAAGGUUGACGUGCCAACUUUGUCAGGAAAAUACCAAGUAAAGAUACCCAAAGGGGUUCAGCCUGGACAACUUAUAGUACUAAGAGGCAAAGGACUACCAAAGCAUGGUUUUCUCAAGGACCAUGGAGACCAAUUUGUGCGGUUUCGCAUUAACUUUCCCACUGAAAUAAAUGAACGCCAGCGAGCUAUACUAGAGGAACUUGCUCUGGAGGAGAUAAAAAAUGAAAAUGGUACCUCAAUUGAAGGAAGUUGGUGGCAGCAUCUUCUUGAGCACGUGACGGGGCCUACAUUUAUGCUUGAAUUUUCUCUAUUCAUGUUAGCUUUGUUGUUCCUUCACAAAAUCAUGGGAUGAAUGCUGAAUCAGGAUGGCCUUCCAUGGAAACGUGCACUAAAAUCUGCAUUCGUAUAUUGAAUUCAUCAUUAAUUGGAGGUCUACUGUUAGAAGCAGCAUAGGCUCGGAGAGGAUACUGUAUGUUUCUAUGGAGUGGUGGGGAACGAUUCCUUUUAU
Hevea brasiliensis (rubber tree) is the source of this 1740-nucleotide messenger RNA. RefSeq names its product chaperone protein dnaJ 1, mitochondrial. The record is from RefSeq and is a predicted model, not a curated record. Gene Ontology annotation, biological process: protein refolding; response to heat. Gene Ontology annotation, cellular component: cytoplasm. The coding region runs from base 109 to 1584 and encodes 491 amino acids. Lineage: Eukaryota; Viridiplantae; Streptophyta; Magnoliopsida; Malpighiales; Euphorbiaceae. Gene Ontology annotation, molecular function: ATP binding; heat shock protein binding. The transcript is spliced from 20 exons.